AUGGCACCCCUUGGAAGCGAGUCGACAGACGAGAAGAAGGCACUUCGGUCGAAUUUCCUGUGGGUAGGCUCGAGCAGUGGCAAUUCCGAACCCACCGGCCAUGUUUACGCAAAAGUGGUCCGGAGCCAUGUCCAACGGUGGUCAAAGACACAUCCUGGCGCAAAAAGGCAGCGCAGUGGACUUUCAAUCGACAGGAAACGGAAAGCCGCUCCAAAGGUUCGGCCUGUGCAACCUCGGUCAUCAAUGCUCCCUGCCAAAGCCCAGGAGUCGCCAUCGAGUGCACGUCGGUCCACUCAUUUUGCUGCGGCGCCAAUGACGCCAGUGUCUAGUCAAGAGACUCCGGUCGAACUAGAGGAUCUAGAUGCGAUGCAGGUAAAGAACAAGAGUGCGACAGAAGAUGUGUCCCCGGGCACAGGACAUCCUAAGGAUCACCGUCCCGGCACCGCAAUACUCCAAGAUAAGGAAGAGGCCGGCGAAGCCAAAGGCACCAUUGUGACAGCCACAUGGAGAGAUGACCAACGAUGGCAGGAGACCAUCCAGAUUCGCAUUCAGCAGACCGUGCGGCUCUGGCACUCAAUCGCACCUACGUUGUCCGCAACCCUCGACUUAGAUAGAGUGGAGAAAAUGGUUCGAUGCCACCACAUGACCUUCUCGACGGUCUGCUCCGUGAAGAAAGCCGCAAGCACCCGAGAGUCACAGGAAGAAGCUCUGAUAUUCGAGCGGCUAAUGAAGAAAGGUUGCAGAGCCUUGGUGGCGAACAGAGUGAACGAAGCUUUCGUGCUGUUUGACGAGGCUUUUUCCUACCUGAAGCCAGUUUUAAUCUUGCAAAAUAUUCGGGGGCAGCCAGUGUUGUGCCGUCUUAUCGCUCAGUACUCUGGACCGCUCUUUAUGCCCCUCUGGCACCGAGUCUUCCAGCACAUCAUCGAGCUCGCCGAAGUGUUGAUCAGUCCGGAGAACCCCUUCGGACAGAGUGCGGAUUUGUUUAUACGAUCCCCAGUCCCGUUGACCGAAGCGUCAGAAAUGGUCCUUCGCUGUAUCCUCGACGUGGUGCAGAUGCAACUGGGACCAUUGCAUCCAGAUGCUCUGGAUUCCCUGGAAUGCCUAGCUUGGACUUUGUUCGAAAGGGGUCGUGGAGAGGAAGCUCUAAGUCGCUUCCUCGAGCUGCUACAGAAUCAGGAAGCCGCCAGGGGACCCAUGUCUCCAGAAGCAUGCGAGGCCCUUCGCGGACUCGCCGAGACGCAUUUGCAGCUGGGUGACCUCGACGCAGCUGAGCACUUGAUUGAUGAGAUACUUGGUUGGCGAAGCGCAGGGGCGGCCAGGGGAAGCCCGCAGGUGUCGGCUGUCAGAGUCAAGUGCUUACUCUCGUUGUCUCGUGUGGCCCAGCAACGGCAGAAUCCAUUUCGUGCUCGCUGGCUGCUGGAGCAAGCGGCUCAAACGGCUUCCGUGGCGUCCAGCGGUGGUGGCCAGACGGCUGCAGAUGUUUGCCUCGACAGAAAACCCUCAGAACUUGAUCCACUGGACGAAGUCAAAGAAGAAGUUCAAAGGUUGCUGGACGCCAUGGAGUCAUGGUCAAUUGAUUGA
Messenger RNA from Fonsecaea multimorphosa CBS 102226, 1581 nucleotides. RefSeq lists its product as uncharacterized. The transcript has a single exon. Gene Ontology annotation, molecular function: protein binding. The coding region runs from base 1 to 1581 and encodes 526 amino acids. Lineage: Eukaryota; Fungi; Ascomycota; Eurotiomycetes; Chaetothyriales; Herpotrichiellaceae. The record is from RefSeq and is a predicted model, not a curated record.